This is a messenger RNA of Ylistrum balloti, 1002 nucleotides long. RefSeq lists its product as uncharacterized. Bases 1 to 1002 code for a protein of 333 amino acids. The transcript is spliced from 5 exons. Gene Ontology annotation, molecular function: protein binding. Lineage: Eukaryota; Metazoa; Mollusca; Bivalvia; Pectinida; Pectinidae. The record is from RefSeq and is a predicted model, not a curated record.
AUGCCACCUUCAUUCUUUAUUGCAAUGAAAUCAACUAUUUCCCUAAUACUGAACAUUUUCGUCAGAUGUGCGAGAGUCUGUGACGCGUCAUAUAUUGGAGAGACUGGAAGGCGAUUCGGGUUUCGCCUUGGGGAGCACCGGAAAGACACCGAAAGACAAGAGGAAAAGAAGUUCACCCGAUCAGAGAGGAAGCAGUCGGAGUCCCAGAUAAACAAAUCGGCAAUCACUUACCAUGCCAUGCAGGAAAACCAUGUGAUUGACUGGGAAAACUCAAAGGUGCUCGAUAGGGAGAACCAUCUUCUGAAGCGACAGAUCAAAGAAGCCAUCUGGAUACGCCGCAGCGGGGCAGUUCUGAACCGAGACGAGGGGGCUCAUAGACUCUCGCACAUCUAUGACCAAUUACUCUGUCUGUGCAUUGUUGCUGUACCAAUUACAAGUGAUACGGACAUUACUCCGGAAUCUUUCUUAUCUCUUCAGGAACAGGUUCAGACACUGUUGGUCGCCUUCCAGAGUCAGCAGCAAACGAUUGAACAUCUAGAGAGACGAAUCGAGGAGGUUGAGACGGAAAACUUGGAGCUAAAACUUUCAGACGAUGGAGCUGCACGUGCGAGUGUCGGAUUCUCCGCUUCAUUAUCCACAACCGUUGCCCUUGGUGAUAGCCAAACUAUAAUGUUUGACACUAUUAUUUCCAACGAUGGCAAUGGCUAUGACUCGAGACAUGGUCACUUCACCGCUCCAAUAACUGGCCUUUAUGCUUUCUCCGUAACUGUUAUGUGUCAUGGAAGCGAGUCAAAUCUUCACACCAGUAUCGUCAAGGACGGUCAAAUCAUAGGUAAAUGCUUUGCGAAUGGUUACAGUUCGGAUAAUGGGAGCAAGCUUGUUGUUGUACAGCUUCAGGCCGGACAGAUGGUUUGGGUGGAACACGCGGUCGACCCGUCUGGAUACAAGAUAUAUGGCGACGAAUACAGUUCCUUCUCCGGGUUCCUCGUACAGGCUUAUUAA